AUGGCCCCCUACGCUCGCGCGGUGGCCCCGCCUACCCCUAUCCUGGGUUCCACGGCCCUGUGCCUCGCGGCCGCGCCCGCCGGCACGGCGGAGUCGAAGCGAGGCUCUAGGGUGGCCCUCAGGGCGGCGGAGAGGGUGGAGGCGGACCGGGUGGCUCGCGGGAAGGCCCUGAUGCGCGCCCGGCGCAGCCUGUUGGAGAGGGAGUACUGCUCUAUCCCGCUUCAGGAGAAGGUCUUGCUGCUCGAGGUGCUGGUAGACACGGCCUACGAGACCAAGCGCAUCCGGUCCCUGCUGGCUGAUAACAUGGCCGCCAGGAUGAGCCUGGAGUCGCAGAGGCGCGAGGAGAUCAUCGUGUACAACCGAGAGAUGAGGGAGAAGGCCACAGCACAGAAAGUAAAGGUGCACGCGCGUCUCCGCAAGGCGAACGAGGAGCUCUACCUCCAGCGCGCGUGGGACUCCGAGAAGGCGGCGGCCGAACGGGCCAAGAGAGCGAUCGAGCUUGGGCUAGUCGCCGCCGUCGCGAACGGUAAGAACAAGAGCAAGAACAACGGUGGCGACGCUACGGCGGCGGCGGCGGCGGCGGCGGCGGCGGCGGCGGCGGUAGCUAACGGCGACGGCGGUGCUGCUAGCAGCAACGGUGCUCGGGCGGCGUCACCCGCGCCGGGAGCGGUGCCCGGCGGAGAUGGAGGCGGUGGUGGCGCCGGCAAGGGGAAGGGGAAGGGGAAGAAGGGGAAAGGGAAGGCGGGCGGCGGCGGGGGGGAGGACGGCGAGGACGGGCUGAAGACGCUCAAGACGCAGGGGGGAGGGAUCGUGAAGGUCAACCCCAAGAUUUUCGAGCCGGACAGGGGGCAGCUUAUGUCGGGCAUCAUAGAGGAGACGGCGAAGGAGGCUUGCGGCGGAGACUACAAGCUCAGAUCGAUCGAUAUCCCAGAAGACGACGUCGACCCCUUUGAGGCGGAGCAGCUGGCGGAGGACAAGGCAGCCAAGAAGAUCAUGCUCGAAAACCUCACACGCAUCGAGCUGAUCCAGCGGCGUCGCGAGAAGGACGCGAGGGACAAGGAGCGCAACAAGCGCAGGCAGGAGUGGAAGGAGAGGCGGCUGCAGAGGGUACACCAAGUCAGAGCCUUGCAGUCUCUGAAGGCCGCGACGGCUAAGGGGGAUGUCCAGAGUCUAGAGGAGGCAUUGAAGGAAGGGAGGAAGGUGCUUCUCGAGGAGGAGGAUGGCGAUGGAACCAGGUUCUUGUGCCCCGAGAUGCGAGACGCUUACGUGGCGCUUUCUAACGCCAAGGAGCGCAUGGGGCGAACGGAGAUCCUGCAGAAGUACAAGGGGCUCAUGGCGGAGAAGUUCGUCCGCACGGAGCCCCUGGGGUCCGACAGGGACGGCCGGCGGUACUGGGUCUUCGAGGGGGAUUCGAGGAUUCACGUGGAGGUGAUCACCCGCAGGGAGGGGGUCCCCGCCGUCGAGGACACGCCACCCAAGACGCCGGUAUCCUCGGCGAUCGAGUUGGAGGCCGUCGCGGAUGACGACCACGUCAACGGCACCGGCACGACCAAGGCCACCGGUAAGGGCAAGACUAAGGCGGAGGUUACCGCUGACGGCGAUGCUAACGGCACCGGCGCUAGUUCUUCCUCGGACAAGCAGGCCGAGGUGGUGGCGGACAAGGCCCCACACCCCCCGAUGGAGGUGUACCACCCGGUGUGGUCGGAGUCUGUCUGGAUGUACUACGAUACGCCGGAGGAGUUCCUGAAUCUGAUCGAGAGCCUGGACCCGAGGGGAAAGCGGGAGGCUGACCUCAAGCAGGCGCUGCAGGAGAGAUUCGAUAUAUCUGACCUAGAGCGCGACGCCAAGGACAGAGCGAUAUCGAUGUCGGAUGCCGCCAAAAGCGGAGGCAGCAUGUCCUGGCGCGAGGAGGGCUCCGAGUACCUCGGCAAGCGCGUGAAGCGGGUCUUCGGCCGGAGGGUUGCCGGCGCCACGGUUACGAAGUGGAUCCCUAAGGAGAGCAACCAGGGGCUGGCGCUGUGGCACCUCCGCCACGACGACGGCGACGAGGAGGACCUCGAGGAGUUCGAGGUCAAGGAGGGGAUGGCCAUGGCCGAGGCCGAAGAGGCGGUGGCGGCGGCGGGAUCGGGACCCGGGAGUGGCGACGGCGUUUCGGAGCUUGUCAAGGCCGCGGUGGACGGGAGCUUGAGCCAGACCUUCUCUGAGUACAUGAAUCGUCUCAACAAGAUGCAGGCGAUAAAGGAGCGAGAUCUUGGGGUUUCCGCGCUGCAGGAGGCCUUGCUGCACAGAGAAGCGGGGAUGCUCGAUGACAUCAAAGACCGCACCAGGGACUACGCGAAGGGUUCGAACACCGCCACUCCCCGCGGCGCGUGGUUGCGGCUCGUCAAGGACGCGGCCGGGGUUCCCGACAUGAAGGAUGCGAUUCUGAUGCUGGAGGAGACCUUGCGGGGCCUCCAGGAGGGGGAGGACAAGAUGGAGGGCGGCCGCAUGGAGCUGGAGGCUAAGGGUUGGAAUUUCUCUCCAGAUGCCCACCCCCUCAUCGGCCGCCGCUGUCGCCGCUUCUUCAAGGAGUUCGGCAAGAGCAACUGCACGGUGGCGGCGCACCUUCCGGCAAAGAACGGAGACCCCGAGCUAUGGCACGUGGUCCACGACGACGGAGACGAGGAAGACAUGGAGGACCACGAGUUAGCAAAAGCCAUGAAGUAUUUCGACGAGGGCGUCGAGGAAAUGCCAGACGACGAGGAGGAGAACGAGGAAGACGAAGAGGAUGAUGAUGGUUCUCAGGACGAAAGCAACGCCGGCCAGGGAGACGGAGACGGGGAGGAAGAGGAGGAGGAGGAGGAGGAGGAGGAGGAAGACGAGGAGGAAGAAGAGGAGGACGAAGACGGACCGGAGGCGUCCCCCACUCAGUUCCGCUUGACGCUCUGGGAGAACUGGGGCGCGCGGCAGGGCUGGGUGAAGGCCAUCAAGGCGGCCAAGACGGUGGGGACCCUGGCCCUCGGGUUCCUCACCCUGGUGGAGACGGCCUAUCUCUUUGGCAUCGGCAAGGAAUCCAUGCUGGAAGCCAACCGCUCGCGCGCGCGCAUGGCCAAAGCCUGGGAGACCCCCCGCGGCAAGGGUGGCAAGACCAGCCGGCGAGCCGCCGCCGUUGCCGCGUCCGCGGCCAUCUCCAGCUUCGCCGCGGACGUGGACGUGGACGGAGGCGAUUCGCCCUCGGGCACCGUGGGGAAGAGGAGGAGUUCUAGGGGGGAGAGCAGCGGCGGCGGGUCCGGCGAGAAGCGGCAGAGACGGUGAAAGAAGCGGGGAAGGCGAAUACUUCUCCGGCCGGCGGUUUGAGUUUGUAUUUGAGUGACAAUGGCCUGAAGGAACUUUCUCUCUCUCGCUCCGAACGCUGUGUCUGCUUGUUCCUGUUUUCGUUAGGGAGGGUUUCAUCUGAGUGUGAUAGGGGAAACGCGCGGGCUGGACGAACAUUGUUAGCGCUGGGUUGUAGUCUAAAUUUAUCAAGAAACGCUGGUGAAGAAGUGAGUAAUUUUCCAACAAGAAGGAGAUAUCGCUUCGAGGAGAAUGCCGCGGAGAAGGGUUUGGUUGGAGAGGAGUAUUAUUAAGACUGGUCCACUUCCACAGGCGCGUUCUGAUACAUGGGUUUUGUGCAGUUUAGGGAUUGCUUGCAUCACUUGUUAGGAGAGUAUCAUAAGGUAUAAAUUGGAGAUGUCAGCAGUAGUGAAGGAAAUAUGAUGCUUCUCGCGUUUUUUGUGUAGGUGAUAUCUGUGUUUCUGGUGCCUUAUUAUUCCUUUGUGACGCUCAUCAUGCUCGCUCACGACGACGAUCUUACAUUGUGACCUUGUUGUCUGAGUAUAGCGUGAUAGAUAUAUAUCGCACAGAGUCAUGUGGUCAGUUGUGUGUUAAGAAGUUGAUUUAGGGGAGGGAAUCAUGGUACAAUCUAAGAAACAGAGUCUGUUUGACGAUAUCAAGGACGAGCUAUUGUCGAUAAUAUAAACCGAUCAGGGCAUGAAUCGUCUGAGAAAACCUCGUCGCUGGGGUUUACAACAGCGAAACAAGAGUAAGAAAGGGCGGGAGAGGUUGCCAUCGAAAAUGAGUUACGGCUGUUGGCGGUCGCGAGUGACAGCGUGAGAGCUCUUGGCAUCCUUGAGAGCCAAAAAUGAAUGGUGGAGCGAGCCCUGCCGGCAGGAGUCCGCGACAUUGGUGACGACGAGAGUAAGUGGGUGCCUUGGGAGAAAAUUCAAGACAGAACGCAGCCAUGCGGGCGGGGAACAACGCGGCGCUAGUU
Molecule: messenger RNA, 4288 nt
Organism: Ectocarpus sp. CCAP 1310/34
Lineage: Eukaryota; Phaeophyceae; Ectocarpales; Ectocarpaceae
Source: the annotation of a GenBank genome assembly